UUUCGUAGCGUCACUAAAACUAAGUCAUGACUAACUGCUUCAACCCUUCCAGCCGAAAUACCACCUACGGAGAAAAAGAUGGGGAAAUGGCGCAGCAAAUUUUUGGUCAUAAAUGGAGCCAUUUACAGACUUCUAUGAAAGUACCAAAAUGAGACUUUUACCCCAUCGAGCAACAGACCUGCUCCCUUUUCAGACAUGUUGUCUGAGGGCCUUAGACAGUUGCGAAUUUGCAAGUGCACAUGCUGGAAUGUCAAAAGAUGGAACAAUUGCAUGGAUAUUUCAAGGGGCUGUACUUGAAGUAACAAGCACACACACUGGUCAACGAGUGUCUUUUCUAUCUAUUAGUCAGCUCUUGCAAGAUCCCAGGGCAUCUAUUGUGUGUGUCAAAGAAUAUAAGUGUCAGGGUCACAUAUGGUUACUUAUAGCCUGUAACAGAACAGUGCAGCAAGGACUGAUUUGCCUGCUGAAUGUUGGAUCAUCCAUGGUGGUGAAAACAGUUGAAGUUCCUCAACAGAUUACAUCUAUGGAGCCUGUGCUAACAGAAGGAGGGAGUGGUGUUCCCAGAUGGGCUGUCUGUGAGCAGCUUCAACAGUUCUGUGGUAUAGUGGCCAUCGGAACAGAGGGCAGCUAUGUUUAUCUUGUUGAUAUGCGAAUGGAUGACUCAAUUCCAAGUUCUCAUUCUUUACCAUGUGCUCCACCUUUAACCUUGCACAUCUUGGAUCCACGUGUGAGAGAAGUAAAUCUUAUUAGGCAACACGCAGCUGAUAGUGGGCAUCACCUUGCUCUGCAGUUAGGGGUGGAAGAGGGGAUACAUUCAGAAGACUACUUCCACUUUAGACGACCAGACCAACACACUCUUCAGUCCUUUGACAAAGAUGAAGUGCAGGUGACUUGUCUCAAAUACAUUCCUCAGAUUGGUACUCUGGCUGUUGGAUACAAUUUUGGUGCUUUUCAGUUGUGGAGACUGUACAAUCCUGCUCUUGAAUAUUCAAGUGCUAUUGAGCCUGAUGACUUACCAGUAGCAUAUUUUGUGUAUCAGGAGCCUGAAAAUGACCCCAAAAAUUUUGCCUACCUUUGGGUUGGCAGGGAUGACCGACUCAGCGAGCAGAAACAGGAAUCACUUUGCAGUGUAAGCCUAUAUCAGAUGUGCUAUGCCCAAAAAUAUUUCUAUGCCAACUAUGGCAAUUUCUAUCAGGAGCUGACAUCCAUUGUUUUGCGCAUUGAACACAUCCUGACUUCAGAUCCUUACAACAGUCGCAACACAACAACUUGGACAAGCCAGCUGCUGGCAGCCUAUACCAUCACUGACCACAGCUAUCAUCCACCUUCCAUCCUGAGCAUGAAUGACUCCUUUGAAGAUGGGUCUCUUGUACAAGACCUGAGCCUCUGUGUGUUUGUGUGGGAAGCUCAGGACUCAAGGCCAGGCAGCUCAACCGAUGUCUUCUUGUCCAUAUUUGAUAUGAAUCGGUGGUACCAUGCACAGAUGCCAUCCAGGAUCAAGUAUGUUAGCAUUGGAGGCCAGGAAUUGUGUCCAUUCUUUGCUGUGUAUCGAUUGACAGAUUUUGUGCACAGGGAUGAACAUGGAAUCUUGGUGGAUAUACAGGUUAAACCUAAUUCUCUUCUACGUUUCAUCAACAACUCUCCCAUGCCUCCAGAACAACAUUUUUAUCCAUCUUCUUUGGCAUUUGAUACUCUGUGCAUCUUCACUAAUGGCUUAAUGACACUCUCUUUCCUGGGAAUUCAGAGACAGGUUUUAGCUGAUCUAGAAGCAAGUGGACCUCUAUCUUUGCUUCAGCCCGCAGAUGUGUAUCACUGCUGUGUGCAGGUGGGUCUGCUGCCACGGUCAACAGAUAUUCCUCCCUCGACAUCAAUAGAGGAGUGUCAGAGAAAAGCCAUUCUGACAAUGGCUUUGGAGCACGACAGGGUUCGCUUUAUUACAAACUGCGUGCGCAGCUGGGCAGAUGGGGAGUUCAUUCAUCAAGGCUGUACACUUCAAUUUUUGCUAGUAUGGACAUGGGAAAGAGUGAUGGCCCUGAAGCAACAAAUUGACCUGACAAGCCAACCUUUGUAUGAUUGGUCUGGGACACCUGUAGACCAGCGCAUGAUGCAAGUGUUGGAAUCUUCUGCUUCCUCUUUAGCCCAUCUGCGCACCAUACUUCGAGUAAUGCUUACUCAGUCCUCACCAAUAACAGAACAAGGUGAAGAGGAGUUAAAGUGCCGGAUGCAGGUGGUUUCCCUUCUUCUGCAACAUCUAAAAGUGGUCAUAUGGUUUAUCCAUAGCUCUCUGCUGCCAGAAUAUGAAGAAGCUGGAGGGCCUCUUCCUUCCCACUACAUAUACCCAGCUAGUGAACUUACCAAGUGUUUAGGUCAGGCGGGCACAGCUGCAAAAGUUUGCUCUAUUGAGUCCCACAAGGUUAUUUUGAUUGAUGCCCUCAUUCACAAUGCUGGAGAUGCAGUGUCCCAGUUGUGGCGAAGUGAGGGUGGUACAGGACAGUAUCCACCACCUAGUUUGCGUGUGGCCUUAGCAACGUACCUCCUGGACAGUGUGGAUGAAAAUAUUAAACAUGCCAUCAUUCUUUAUCUUCUUUUUGAUCUGGCUGCUGUUGCACACGGAAACCAAGAACAGCUUGCAGAAAAGAUACCACAGUUUGCCAAGGCUUUUGAUGUACCCUUGGGCCUAGUUCAGCAAGUCCAUGGAUUUUGGCUUAUCGAUCACAUGAAUGCUGAGGAAGGACUCAAACAGCUCCUUGGCACCAGGGCUCGGCAAGACUUGGGUUCAUGGCAACACAACUGCAUUCUUCAAGGCUUAAUGUAUCAAGGGGAGAUCAAUACAGCCUCCCGGUAUCUGACACUGCGCACUCCACCUAUCUUUACAACUGAAGAUGUCAAAAUGAGACUGACUAUCAUGGUUGCUGACAGGUUGGUGUGGCAGGCUCUGGACUUUGUACGAUCGACCUGUGGUGCCAAUGACCAGCAAGAGAUGCUUCGGCAUGUCUUCCAAGCAUGCAAACAAUACAAACUUAUGGAGAAUCUCUUUAGACUGCCUCUGUCACACCAAGAAGAACAGUACCUUCAGAACUUUCUAUCUGAAGAUGCUGACCCCACAUCUGCAGAGCUGCUGGUCUUGCAUCUACUGCAGAGGGCACAGUAUGUGCCAGCUAUCCGCCUCAAUGAUCAUCUGCGUCACAGAGUGACUAUGGACUUCAGUGCUAAAUCACGCCAGCGAGCCAAAACUCGGAAUGUGAUUGUAGAGGGAUUCAGACAUGCGCUGCCUGCAGCUCAGCAGUGUCUCAUCAAUAAACCAUUCAGUUCAUCCACCCUUUCUGUCACACAAAGAGUUGAAGUGCCUCGACCAAAGCCACUGUCAACUGCAGUGACCAAGACAGUUGAGCGGCGAGUCAACUCUCAGUCAGCACUCAUUAUGGCAGUCAUGGACAAAGUUGCAGAGGCAGAAGCAGCAAGUGAGUGUGGAAGAAGAAGACUAGGAGACAAUCAAGAUGGAAGAUUAGAGAUGCAAGCAGAUUCUGAGCCUGUGAUAGAAGAAAGUCUUCAUCAGAGAGACAGAGCACUAGACAAUAACAACCAAGGCAUAGAUAAUCCGGGUCCGUUUCUGUGCACACCUCGAAACACACGGAGUAGGAGCCGACUCAGUCUGACAGGUACAGUUGUUUAUCCCUCCAUAAAGUCAGCUUUGACACCACACUUCCCUCUCUCUAACAUAUCUUCACCAGGAUCUCCACUUAUCCCUACAUCCACCGGUCAUACAUCCUUCAGCAGGUCAAAAGUGUUUACAGCUGACUGCAUGAGCUUGCUGCAGACACCAAAAAUAGACCAUCGUAAUACACCAGGAUUUACAAUUUCUUUGCAAAAAGCUGUCACUCCACAUUCUAUUCUAAAGGUGUCACGACUUCACACAAGCCCAACAAUAGUAAAAACCAUAAACUUCUUGCCAAAAGAGUCGCAACACAAGCAGCUAACAUUCUCUGGAGCAAUUGUGCGUCGAUCAUCUAAUUCCUCCACUCCUUCAAGCAUCUCUUCUGCAUCUACCCCAUCGUCAACAUCUGCAACUCCCACUGAAUUCUUGGACAAAACGAAGAAGACACUUGAGCCAAAUAUGCCGAAACAUCUACGCUUUGCAGAACCUGAAAUGAGGAAGGUUUCCCCAUCAUAUGGCUCUCCGGAUGGGCUGGUUCGUCGUCCUUUGAGAUCCCCUCCAGAUAAUAUGGUUGAAGAGAAAAUGGCUGUAACUGAAGACCUAAGCACUGAUGAAGAAAUUACUUUCAACUUCCUUCAAAGGAAAGCAGCAGUAGCAGAACUCACCAAAUCUGACAGUGAAUUUUCCAUUUCACCCAUCACCGUCCCUGAUUCAGGUCCUGCUGAUGAUCAUCAGUGUCUUGAGUCAGAGGAAGAUGAGGCCAUCAAAGAAGUGAUAGAUUAUGACGUUGACAUGCAAGACUCCAGCUGUGCAUUAGAUUCAGCAGUCCGUGAAAGUGACAGGAACAGGCCUGUAGAAGAGCAGAUCAGUGCUGGAAUUUUUCCUCAGGUAAAACAUUCUCAAGCGUCGCCUCCAAAAUCAACUGUUACAAGGCCUCAGUCUGCUUGUAGUGUUAAUGUAACAAAGGAACCUGCAGAGGAACAUGUUGCCAUGGAAGAAAGCCAAGAAGAGGCUUGCAAAGGAAAGGGAGAUGCUUUCACAGAAUUGGGGCCAAGUACUCUUGGGGAAGAAAGAGAUAAAGGGGGUGAAAUGGAGUCAGCAAGGUUGUCCCCAUUGUCUGGAUCCUCAUCUCAGAGGAUCAUCAAGAUGUGGAUCCCCCAACGCCAAUCAUGCUGUCUCCUCAGAGAAGCACAUCUGAACAACUAUCGGUCAAAAAAAGCCAUAAAAUCCUCUUCUUCCUUCUCUACAAGACUCAGGCAGACUAAGUCGUCCAUAAAGGAGUCCACCAUGCCCAUUCUGCAGAAAGAGGACCCACAGCCAUCUCCUGCUAAGCAACGAAGGAUAUCUGUUGACAGAGAAGGUGAGACAGAGAUACCAUCAUUACUGCUGGAGGCUGGUGAUGAUGGUAAUGUAAAUGACAACAGGUCCAGAAGUCCUUCACCGCCAUGCAAGGCAUCUCAGCAAAAUCUGAAGACUGCUACACCGGAAAGGACACGAAGAGCUUCCAAGUCAUCACUGGCAAAGAAGGACUCUCAGCUCACUAUCCAGACUGAUAGCUCUGGUGAUAUGCUGGUUCCGCUGGUUAGUGCUUCACUUUCUCCAUCUCGUCGUUCAACUCGACACACAACACCAGUGAGGACUAUUCCAACAACUGUGACUGUCAGUGCAGCCUCUGAAAGGCCAGUGACCGGUAGCUUAGAGAGAGGCAUGGACAUUGUUGAGCCACUAGCUGCAACCUCAGGUGCCCUACAGGAGGAAGAAGCAUUUGUGCCAUCAUCUCCAAGCAGAAAUUUACGAUCACGGUCAAAGACUCCAGAACUGCGACCCAUUAAUGUUGAACCUGUCACACCAGUGAGGCGCUCAAAUCGCCGCUCAAAGACACCAGAGCUUACUCGUGUCCUGCCCAAACCUUCUCCAAGUCGAAGGAGAAGGCAAAGUGAGAAUAAGAGUGAGGUUGGCAGUCCUGAAGCAGAAGAAGGGGAAUAUCCCAUCCGCAGAGCUACUAGGAGUUCGUUAGCACGAGAACGUGCAUCUUCUGCAGAUUCGACUGAAUCUGUUCCUGCUUCUCCAGGUCGUCCAUUGACACGAUCGUCAACGACCAGAGAGGGCAUAGUCUCUGAAAGCUUGAAAACUAUAUCUCCUCCAAGCACACCAUCUCGUCGAUCUUUACGUGAGAGAUCCAAGACCCCCGAAUUAUCACCUAGCCGACAGAUAACCCGCAUUAAGAAGAAGGAUACUACAAUGGAUGAAACAACUAAAGAACUUGCAGCUGUCACUGAACAAGUACGCAGUUCACGCAGACAAAAAAAGGAUGACCUUCCUAAAGCAGAAGACUCAACACUCUUGCCAGCACUAAGCAGCACCAUUGAAUUAAUACCAGGACCAGCAUCAGAAACUAGAGAACCUCAGAGAAGGAAUAAAACUCCUCGGACAAGAGGACGAGUGCCCAGUAUUGGCAGAGAGGAAGAGGAAACGAAGGCAGAACCAUCAGGGGAAACAGACAUUACUGAAUUUGAGUUUGCAGCACCUACUCCUGUUCCUAAUCUUCAUGCAGGUGACAAAACCUUGGAGGUUGCAGCAGAAGUUCCAGGCAUGGCGGCCGAUUCAGACGUGCUGACCUUCACGUUCUCAGCACCCAUUACUCGGUCAACUAGACACCUGGAUCAGCUGUCUUCAGUUUCACAUGCAGCUCCCCUCUCAGAAACAUUGCCUGGGACCUUACCUGAUGAUGAACAACCUUUGCUGAAACCCAGUGCAUCCACUACUGAGAGUCAUUUCACUGAAGCCAGUACCCGAAAAAAGAGAGAAAAAAUAAAGCUCAGAAAAAAGAGCAAGACCAUUGCGGUGCCAUCUGCUUCUCCUUCAGACAGCCCCAUCUUGCUCCUGUCACCUGGCACAGAGGCUGACAUUGAACCAGCCACUGGCACGAAGAAACAACCUUCAAUGGUAGUAGGUGGCCGAGGUCGAUCAGCUAAAAGAGCAGUUCUUGGUCGGUUACGUAAAAGACGCAAGGUUGAGCUUUGGUAAUAGUUGUUUUGAAAGUGUAGCUCUGUGCAUGUUGAACGCGUGUUAAAUUUUAAUUUGCACCUGUUUUCAGGUGUGUGUGUGGGUGCACACGCAUGUUUGUGUGUGAGAAAGUUGAGAGGGAGGAUGAUGACUGUUGUUUCUUCGCAGAGCUUGAGCUUUUUGGUGGCCAUGUAUGAAACCUGUCCAUACUUCUUCCUGGAGUUUCUCAUGUAAACUAUUUUUACAUGGCUUCAGAGAAAACAAUUUUUUUUUAACUUAGUAGGUUUGGAAGAUUUUUAAAUUUUUGCUAUUGUAGAUAAUCAGAAUCACACUGGAAUUUGUAAACCUGAGUUUACUAAAAGAGUAAUGUUGUUCUUUUCUGUAAGCCAAUAAAGGGAAAUUUAUCAGGAUGUUUAGGACAACUCUGCAAACAGUGUCAAGUUAAAAUGUUUGACGAAGUACUGAAAGAUUGCUGGCAUGUAUACUGUUAAUAAACGAAUUGGGUGAGUA
Messenger RNA from Pomacea canaliculata, 7171 nucleotides. RefSeq names its product protein ELYS-like. Lineage: Eukaryota; Metazoa; Mollusca; Gastropoda; Architaenioglossa; Ampullariidae. Bases 113 to 6682 code for a protein of 2189 amino acids. The record is from RefSeq and is a predicted model, not a curated record. The transcript is spliced from 40 exons.